AUGAUCGACAGCUACGGCGGACUCGUACUCGGCAUCGCAGCCCUCAACGGGCUUCUCCUCGGUUCCGAAUUCUUCGUGAUGGAAACCAGUGUAAUGCGCGGGGUCGCUCGUCUCCGCGACAUCGCUUUCAGCCGUGUUCUCAGCCAGGACAAGAGCUGCUUUGAUCGACCCGAGCUUACUCAAGUGGUCGUGAUGAUGCGCACGAGUUUGAUGGCUAUGUGCGAUCUGCGCAAUAAGAGGUCUCGGGACGAAGUUGCAAGGGUGUACUACGAGUUUCUCACCGUCCGUGGGAUUCGUCACCAUUCGUGCAAUGUCUGUUCGUCAGGCUCAAUUCGACAAGGGACUUCACAGUGCUUUUCCACUGGUGUACGCGGUGCAUUCGUCGAGGGGUGUUCUUAUGGCGUCGCCAGCGCUCUUAUCUACUUGGCGGAGAGGUUUCUUGUCUACGUCGGCGCUGUGCUUAUCGCCAAGGGCACUUACACAUACCUCCAGAUGUGCCAAGUCCUCAACCUCCUCGUUUUCACCGACUCCGUCGGCUCGCAACUCAUGUCUUUUACUCAACGCAUCGCCAAGUCCGUUCUCGGAACAAAUGAGACUAAAUGGGUGUGA
Suillus paluster is the source of this 609-nucleotide messenger RNA. RefSeq lists its product as uncharacterized. Lineage: Eukaryota; Fungi; Basidiomycota; Agaricomycetes; Boletales; Suillaceae. The coding region runs from base 1 to 609 and encodes 202 amino acids. The transcript is spliced from 3 exons. Gene Ontology annotation, molecular function: ATP binding. The record is from RefSeq and is a predicted model, not a curated record. Gene Ontology annotation, cellular component: membrane.